Ochotona curzoniae (black-lipped pika) is the source of this 1622-nucleotide messenger RNA. It is a transcript of the gene ZNF280B, whose product is annotated as zinc finger protein 280B. Gene Ontology annotation, molecular function: DNA-binding transcription factor activity, RNA polymerase II-specific; RNA polymerase II cis-regulatory region sequence-specific DNA binding. Gene Ontology annotation, biological process: regulation of DNA-templated transcription. Bases 15 to 1622 code for a protein of 535 amino acids. NCBI's taxonomy places the organism in Eukaryota, Metazoa, Chordata, Mammalia, Lagomorpha, Ochotonidae. The transcript has a single exon. The record is from RefSeq and is a predicted model, not a curated record.
AAAGAAAUUAGAAAAUGGAACAGCCACUUAUGCUACGUGAAGACCAAGAGCAAGAACCACGUAAGAGAAUGAGAGAAUCCAAGCCAGGAGGAGAUGAUGAUGCCGAGAUCAUCUUUGUUGGGGUUGAGCAGGUAAAUAAAGAUGCUGAACUGAUCUUUGUGGGGGUGACUUCAAAAUCAAAACCAGUUGUCUCAAAUAUUUUGAACAGAGUCACCCCAGGUUCAUGCUCGAGGAGAAAAAAGUAUGGUCACCUUAGAAGAGGCUUAGCUCGCAGGCAGCAGCCCGCAAGUCAGGGGGCGCAGGCAUCGGAAGCAGUGACCGUGCUGCCUGCUCCUCAGCCUGAAUCAAGAUCAACAGACAGCCCUGUUAUUAUUAUUGAACCUGAGCAGGAAUGUAAAAAGAAUUCACCACAAGUCGUGCCUGAUAGCUCUUCAAAGGUAUGCCCUCCUUUGGUCACACUCACAAGUUCAUUGUCAAAUCCAGUAAAAGCAGCACUCCCAGUAGGAAGUAAGAAUGCAAGCCCUUGUGUGUCAGAGCAGCCUUCUGCUUCGGAAGUAAAUGGCACAGAUCCUAAAAGGCCUAAACUUAACGAUAGAACGGAGGAAUCUUCUGCAGGUACUUCCCCUUCGGAUACUCAGCAAAGCACACCCUCAGACAGUGCUCAGACCUCAUUAAACCCUGUUCAGAGUGGAGUGCCGUUUCCAACAGCUGUUUCAAAGGAUAGUGUCCAUUCCAAGCCUGUAAAUGUCGGUAAGGAAAAUGACGUGGCCAAACCAGACUGUGCGAGUGGAGCAAGUCAACAUCAGGCCCCGGGUCCCAAGAAAAAAACCCUGAUCAUGUUACUGAACGACUUCUACUACGGUCAGCAUCAGGGAGAUGGGCCGUCCGAGCAGAAAACUCAUACCACCUUUAAAUGCCUCAGCUGCUUGAAAGUCCUCAAGAACAUUAAGUUUAUGAAUCACGUGAGGCACCACUUGGAACUUGAGAAGCAGAGGGGUGACAGCUGGGAGAGCCACACCACCUGUCAGCACUGCCACCGGAAGUUUCCCACCCCCUUCCUGCUGCAGUGUCACAUUGAAAGAGUGCACACUAGCCAGGAGCCGUCUGCCGUUUGCAAAAUCUGUGAAUUGUCCUUUGAAACAGAUCAGGUCCUCUUACAACACAUGAAGGACACCCAUAAGCCGGGGGAGAUGCCGUACGUGUGCCAGGUUUGCAGUUACCGAUCGUCAGCCUUCGCGGAUGUGGAAACUCAUUUUAGAACGUGCCAUGAGAACACCAAGAACUUGCUUUGUCCGUUUUGUCUCAAAAUGUUCAAAACAGCAUCACCAUACAUGUGUCAUUACAGGGGGCACUGGGAGAGGACUGUUCACCAGUGCUCCAAAUGCCGGCUACAGUUUCUGACUUUCAAGGAGAAGAUGGAGCACAAGACCCAGUGUCAUCAAAUGUUUAAGAUGCCUAAGCAGCUAGAAGGAUUACCUCCGGAAACAAAAGUUGUCAUUCAAGUGUCCCUGGAACCUCCUCAAGCAGAGUCAGAGCAAGUAGCCUCUGUUACCGUGAGCACAUCUGACUGUGCACCGUCACCGCCCAGGUCUAAAAGCAGAAUGUCAAAAAACCCCCACUAA